UGUUUGAAUGUUUGUUUGGUGUUUGAUGUGUUGAAAUGUUUGAUGUUGUUUGUUUGACAAUGUUUGUUGAUGUGUUUGACAAUGUUUUACAAUGAUGAUGUUUCGAUGUUGAUAAUGAACGUUUGAUGUUUUUAAACAAUGUUUGAAUAUUUGUUUGAUGUUUGUUGUGUUGACAAUGUUGAUGUUGUUUGUUUGAUAAUUGAUAAAUAACAAUGUUUGUUUGUUAAUGACAUUGUUUGUUGAUGUUGUUUGACAAUGUUGAUGUUUCAAUGUUGAUAAUUAAUGUUUGAUAAGUUUGAUGUUUUUAUUUGAUGUUUUUGACUAUAUACAAUGUUUCCGCCAAACCACCUUCGCGUCGAGACAUCGUCACCCUUAAAAGAAAGUCUCUCUCCUUUUACUAUGCACUUUCUCGCUCAUUUCUACUUAAAACUAAGGGAGUACUUUAAGUUAAAUAAACAGGGCUUUAAAAUUGCAAAAGCCCCGAAAAUGUGAAGGUAAUCGAAAACAAAUAAAAAAAUAAUUUUUUUUCUUGGCCUCGCUCCAAUCGAUUUUUGGUCAAUAAAAAUAUUUGUCAUUUUUUCCAUUUAUUUUGCCUCAUUUUGCAUUUUAUCUCGGUUUUUUUCUUUGCUUUUUCUUUCUUGUAUUUUUUGAAUCAUUCCCUCUU
Molecule: messenger RNA, 664 nt
Organism: Meloidogyne enterolobii
Lineage: Eukaryota; Metazoa; Nematoda; Chromadorea; Rhabditida; Meloidogynidae
Source: the annotation of a GenBank genome assembly